Lacerta agilis (Sand lizard) is the source of this 688-nucleotide messenger RNA. It is a transcript of the gene SIRT6, whose product is annotated as sirtuin 6. Lineage: Eukaryota; Metazoa; Chordata; Lepidosauria; Squamata; Lacertidae. Gene Ontology annotation, molecular function: NAD+ binding. The record is from RefSeq and is a predicted model, not a curated record.
GCUCCUCAACAAGCGGCGGCGAAACUUUAUUGUCAGAGGGAAGGGGGAACAUUUGUCCGCCGGCGAGGGGAUGUCGGCGAACUACGCGGCGGGGCUGUCGCCUUACUCGGACAAGGGCAAGUGCGGCCUCCCGGAGUUUUUCGACCCUCCGGACGAGCUGGACAGGAAAGUCGCCCAGCUGGCCCAGUUGAUCCGUGGCUCCAACGUGGUUUUCCACACCGGAGCUGGCAUCAGCACGGCUUCGGGAAUCCCGGACUUCAGGCCCCAACCGGCGUUCUGGACCAUGGAGGAGCGGGGGCUGUCCCCCAAGUUCGACACCACUUUUGAGAACGCCCGGCCGUACGACCACAUGGCCCUCUUGGGGCUGCGAGAGCCCUGCGUCCUGCGGUUCCUGGUCAGCCAGACGUGGGACGGUCUCCACGUGCGCUCGGGAUUCCCCAGGGACAAGCUGGCGGAGUUGCACGGGAACAUGUUUGUGGAGGAAUGCAUGAAAUGCGGAAGAAGUAGGCAGUAUGUGAGGGACGCCGUGGUGGGAACCAUGGGACUGAAGCCCACCGGCCGGCUGUGCGACGUCUCCAAGGCAAGAGGCCUUCGGUCCUGCAGAGGGAAGCUAAUGGACACCAUCUUGGACUGGGAAGAUUCCCUCCCUGAACGGGACCUCAAUCUGGCAAGUGAAGCGAGCAGGUAG